AUGGGGAAGCGGACAAGCGCCUCGGCGCUAGCUGCGCUUGAGGUUCCUGGGCCAUUCCGGACGGAGGCACUUCAGUCCGACGAGAAGAUCAGUAUUUACGAGCGUUAUCAAGACCGGCAAACUUCUGCAGAGAUCACUGGCGACACCGUAUUUGGACACCCCUGGAAUCUAUCUCGUCCUGAGCGAUUGGCAGCACAACGUCCUCCUGAUCACACAGUCAGAUCUGCUUCAGACUUUACGAUUGAUCGCAUCGUGAUGAUUUUUCAGCCUGCAUGUCUGCAUUUCGCAUUGCGCGCCACAAGUGCAUUGCUUUCCAACGGCAGAUCGUUGUGA
Molecule: messenger RNA, 333 nt
Organism: Mixia osmundae IAM 14324
Lineage: Eukaryota; Fungi; Basidiomycota; Mixiomycetes; Mixiales; Mixiaceae
Exons: 2
Coding region: 1-333 (110 amino acids)
Source: RefSeq, a predicted model, not a curated record